CCCUCCUCACUCUGCCGCCCGCCCGCGCUCGCUCCCUCGCUCUCUCUCUGGCUGGGCGCUCCACAACAGCCGCCAGGAUUGCAGGGCUGAGCGCGCCUCCGUCCGCCUCCUGCACGCCUGCCGGGGCUCCCCUGGCCGGCGCCCCCUCCCCGGACCCGCCCCUCCCCCAGCCUGGCGUCCCCUCCCCCUCCCUUUCCUUCCUCUCUCCCCACGCGCGCCGCUGGACCGACCCGGAGCCUCCGAAAGCCCUAGACUGAGAGCUGGAGAGCCCGGCGAGCCCCAGCCCUCCCUCCUUCCUCCUCCUCCUCCUCCUUCCUUCUCCUUCCUCCUCCUCUUCCUCCUCCCCCUUCUCCUCUUCCUCCUCCUCAGUCUCUCCUCCCUGCUCCUUUUGAUCAGCCUGGUCCGUUGGUCUCCCACUUGCUCGACUGGUGGGUCCCCGAAGCAGCCGCCACCUCCACCGCGGUUUCCUCCAGGAUGCCCGGGACCGGGCCGCCAGCCGCGGGGUUCCUGCCACUCUCGCUGCUGCUCGUCCUUCUGCUGGGGAGCCAGGCGACUCAGCUGGGAGAUGUUUACCCAGAAGGGAAGGUUGCACCCUCUAGCCUGUACCACCUGCACUCUGAAGAACUGGCAAACAACAAGAUCAGUAAGGAGAAUGCCGAAGGCAAAGUAAGCACUACUCCAAGUGUGGUCCAGAGUGGGGAAGCGACUUCAGAGCUGGAGCUUGAGGGCACAGCUCCAGCUCACCUAGAAAACCUGCCCAUGUCAACAGCCCUGGCAGAGGCCAGUGGGAAGCACACCUUUCCACCGAGGAAGAAACCCCCUUCUCUCAAGCAAGUGAACACAGCAAGGAAGCAUUUGAGGCCAAAGACUACUCCUUCCAUGCUUCAGAGAAUGGCUUCCCAGCCUGCCCCUUCCAGCCCAGGCUUCUUCUUUACAGAAAAACCCCACACACCAGGGGACAUGGCUUCGGGAGCCCUGGAAGGCAAACAUGGGAUGGCUGAGCAGCCCUCCUGGUUGGGCCGGAAAGGAGGUGGUGGCCCCACCACCCCAGCCCCCUUGGAGAUCUCCCCCUAUACCUCACUGCCACUCCUGGAGCACACCUUGCUUCAAAGUCCAGAUGAGGCCGAGGCAUCCAUUCCCACAGCUCAGGAUGCUCCAAUGGAGGAUGGGGCCAGUCCCAUUCCUUUGAAGGAGAAGAUGGUAGAGAAUGAUCUGACCAGCUCAGCAUCAGAGGAGAGCCAAGAGACAACCACUUCCACCAUCAUUACAACCACAGUAAUCACCACAGAGCAGGCUCCAGCUCUCUGCAGCGUCACCUUCUCCGAUCCCGAGGGCUACAUAGAUUCCAACGACUACGCCCCACUGCCCCUGCACAGCUUCCUGGAGUGCACCUACAAUGUGACUGUCUACACUGGCUAUGGGGUGGAGCUCCAGGUGAAGAAUGUGAAUCUGUCUGAAGGAGAGCUGCUCUCCAUCCGAGGAGUGGAUGGCCCCAACCUGAUGGUCUUAGCUAACCAGACCCUCCUGGUCGAAGGACAGGUGAUCCGAAGUCCAACUAAUACCAUUUCUGUCUACUUCCGAACAUUCCAAGAUGAUGGGAUUGGAACUUUCCAACUUCACUACCAGGCCUUCAUGCUGAGUUGCAGCUUCCCCCGGAGGCCCGCUUUUGGAGAUGUCACAGUGAUGGACUUGCAUUCAGGCGGGCUUGCUCAUUUUCACUGCUAUCUGGGGUAUGAACUGCAAGGCUCCAAGACACUGACUUGCAUCAAUGCCUCCAAACCUCACUGGAGCAGUCAGGAACCCAUCUGCUCAGCUCCCUGUGGAGGGAUUGUCCACAAUGCCACCAUUGGCAGAGUUCUCUCGCCCAGCUACCCUGGGAACACCAAUGGGAGUCAAGUCUGUGUGUGGACCAUCGAGGCACCAGAAGGCCAGAAACUACACCUACACUUUGAGAGGCUCUCCCUGAGUGAGAAGGACAGAAUGGUUGUCUACAGUGGCCGGACCAACAAGUCAACUGUCCUCUAUGAUUCCUUCCAAACGGAGAAUGUUCCCUUUGAGGGCCUACUGAGUGAAGGCUCUGCUAUCCGGAUCUACUUCAUGGCUGAAGAGGCUAGGGCCACCACAGUCUUCAACAUUCGAUUUGAAGCUUUUGAGAAAGGCCACUGCUAUGAGCCCUAUAUCCAAAAUGGCAACUUCACAACAUCGGACCCAACCUACAACAUUGGAACCACGGUGGAGUUCACCUGUGACCCAGGUCACUCUCUGGAGCAAGGACCUGCCAUCAUUGAGUGUAUCAAUGUCCGGGACCCUUACUGGAAUGAUACAGAGCCCUUGUGCAGAGCCAUGUGUGGUGGGGAGCUCUCUGCCGUAGCUGGUGUCGUGCUGUCCCCUAACUGGCCUGAGCCUUAUGCAGAAGGAGAGGAUUGCAUCUGGAAGAUUCAUGUGGGAGAGGACAAGAGGAUUUUCCUGGAUAUUCAAUUCUUAAACCUGAGUAACAGUGAUAUCUUGACCAUCUAUGAUGGGGAUGAAGUCAUGUCCCAUAUCCUCGGGCAGUACCUGGGUAACAGUGGACCUCAGAAGCUCUACUCCUCUAGCCCAGAUCUCACCAUCCAGUUCCACUCAGAUCCUGCUGGCCUCAUCUUUGGAAAGGGCCAAGGGUUUGUCAUGAGCUACAUAGAGGUAUCAAGGAAUGACUCUUGCUCAGAUUUGCCUGAGAUUCAGAAUGGCUGGAAAACCACAUCUCACACAGAGCUGGUGAGAGGGGCAAAGAUCACCUACCAAUGUGACCCUGGUUAUGAUAUCGUGGGCAGUGACACCCUCACUUGCCAGUGGGACCUGACAUGGAGCAGCGAUCCACCAUUUUGUGAGAAAAUUAUGUACUGCACUGACCCUGGGGAAGUGGACCAUUCGACUCGUUUGAUUUCGGACCCUGUGCUCCUUGUUGGAACGACCAUCCAAUAUACCUGCAAUGCCGGCUUUGUCCUUGAAGGAAGUUCUCUGCUGACCUGCUACAGCCGAGAGACAGGAACACCCAUCUGGACGUCCCGGCUCCCACACUGUGUCUCUGAAGAGACUCUGGCAUGUGACAAUCCAGGGCUGCCUGAAAAUGGCUACCAGAUACUAUACAAGCGACUCUACCUGCCAGGUGAAUCCCUCACAUUCAUGUGCUAUGAAGGUUUCGAGCUGAUGGGAGAAGUGACUAUCAAAUGCAUCUUGGGUCAGCCUUCCCACUGGAGUGGCCCGCUACCUGUCUGUAAAGUUAAUCAAGACAGCUUCGAGCAUGCUUUAGAAGUAGCAGAAGCGGCAGCAGAGACCUCCCUGGAAGGGGGAAACAUGGCGUUGGCCAUCUUCAUCCCAGUGCUCAUCAUUUCCCUACUGUUGGGUGGGGCCUACAUCUACAUCACCAGGUGUCGAUACUACUCCAACUUGCGGCUGCCUCUUAUGUACUCUCACCCGUACAGCCAGAUCACAGUGGAGACCGAGUUUGACAACCCAAUUUACGAAACGGGGGAAACAAGAGAAUAUGAAGUUUCAAUAUAAAGACAGUUCUGCUCAAGGCAUGGACCUUCAAGAUGUGAAUGACAAUAGGACUUCUCAGUAACUCAUCCAGAGACCACGUGGCAUUCGACUGAAACCCUGGAUCUUCCAUUGUCUUUCCUUUAGACUCCUUAUUGAAGAUUUCCUGUUUUCUUCACUGUAUUUAUUCUAUUUAAAUGGAGAUAGGUGUGCUCGGCUAUUUGGGGUGGCUGUCCAGGCCAGGCACUUGGCACAGUUUCAGUCCCAAGGGCAGGUGUGUGAUUGUGUUUGGUCGUUCCGGAUAAAGGGAGGAAGAUGGGCCAUGAUCUGCUGGUGAUGUCUCUCUGGAUGAUGGCACAAAGGAAAAUGGUGCAUUGGCAAGAUUGCUGUGACAUCCAGACUUAGGGCCACUGGGAGUGAGGCUUGGAAAGUUGGGGGGGAAGGUGUCUGUAAGCAGCUAAUGAUACUGUAGGCCAGAUGGCUCAGGCUCCACAGGACCAUGGUUUGGCCAGAUUGACCUCAAAUGGUAUGCUGUGUUCUUAUGCUCAUCCCUUAAGUUUUAAUGAUGCUUUGUAGAGGGGUACCAAAUCUUGCCAAUCCCUACUCAUUUCUUGCCACUUUCCUCCCUCCCUUAGGAGACAGCCAAGCAGCAAAGGCUAUUGUCCUCAUUGUCCAAUCUUUUCUGCUUUAUCUGCUCAUAUCAUUGGCUCUUUAUGGGGGUAGAUGCUUAUGUGCAAGGCCCCUGAAGUCAGAGAUCUCUUCUCUCUCCAGCUUCAUCCUUGACUCAGGAAAUUGGCACAGGAGAGCAUCAGCAACUUCUCUAGGUCUCAGCAGGAAGAGGAGACAGAGGGAAACCUGACCCCAGGUUCACAAGCUGCCUACAUGGCUUCUUUCCCUGAUGCCUGCUCAGUAAUGACAAAGAGAGGUGUGACAUUUGCUGUAGUUGCCAGAAAUUAGCACGUAUUUAGGCAGCUGGGUCUUUCCAACUCUGCUUGCCUAGGAACCCUGGGAGAUGCUUAGCUUUCUUUUCUCAUAUUUUGAAGAUGGUGUCAGUCUAUGGAUUUCAAUUAGGGAGAAAGUGUCUUAAGCUGAAAGGUUAGCUGACUUGUGUCUGAUCCCUCCCCAUUCCCAUCCUUGCCAAAUAGGGAAUUCAAUCAAUCAGCAAACAUCUUUAUAAAGCACUUAUUAUGUUCCAAGAACCUAAGUGAUGGGGAAACAACUACAAAGAAUGAAACAGUGCCUGUCCUCAAGGAACUUCCAUUCCACUGAGGGAGGAAAGACUGGAUUGACCCAUUAGCAAGUGUUUAUAAAGCAGCUACCAUGUGCCAAACACUGUGAGAAAUGCUAGAGAUCUGGAGAUAAAAAUGUAACAGCCCCUGCCCUCAAGAGGCUUACAGUCUAUCAGGGAAACAACAUGUAGAUAUAGAAGUAGGUUCAAGAUACAUGCAAAGGAGACAGGAAGUAACCAUGGAUGGGAAGGAAUUCCCUCAACUGUUUUUUUUAAAAAGUACAUUCAGAGGUCUAAAGCUGCAGUCCCCAUUUCUUUGAAGGUCUAUGAGGGGGCGAGUGGGGGAGUUACAAAGAGAUGACAGUAAAGGGCAGAACUGAAGCCAGCUAUACUUCUUUCCUUUAUGGGCAUUAUAGUGUAUGAGGCUGGUGGUGAAGCCUUGAUCAACCACCAGGGACUCCAGUAAGACUGAGAAUGUAAUGUAAUAUAAGCAACUCUGCUGAAUGUCUCCCAGGUGAGGCAUAGAAAUCUCCUGGUAGAUAUUGAUCUGCUAUAGUUUGGGAAGCCCAGUAGUUAAGGUGACAAUGAAUCCAUCUACCAUCUCUCUGCAUUUUUUUCCUUUCUUUUUCUCAAUGCUUCUUAUGUUGAUCACUAACAUAGAAGAGACCCCUGUCGUCUCUCUGCAUUGUCCUCCUCUCCCCUCUUGUAUCUCAGGGUAAUGAGAAGAAUGCUGAAACAAUCAUGAUUUAUUAUAUGUGGGAGACCUGGGGUGAAGGAGAAAAGGGUAUCUCUCUAGGACUUCAAUCAAGCUGGCCCUAUUCACUGUUCUGAACAACAGUUGAGAGGUGGAGGAGUGGAGAAGCCCUAUAUCUAACCCAUUGUUCUCCUCCCAUCCCCAGCCUGGCACAUACCCAGAUCAGCAGGACUUGUGUUUACAACUCCCAUGUGAUGCAACCAGGCAUAUGGCCCCAGGUAAGGGCAUAAAAUUCAGGUAUAUCUGGGACCUCUAGCCAUCCUCUGCCUCAGAAUCCAAGAAUACCAGAGUAGAAAGGGACCUCAAUAGUCAUUUAGUCCAAACUACACCUGUCCAAGAAUGCCCUCUACAAUAUUUCCAGUUAUUCCUUGAAAACUCCCAAUGAGAGGGAACCCAUGGCUUCUCAAAGUAGCUGGUUUGGGUGCUGGAUAAUUUAAUAUUAGGAAAUAUUGUCUUGCCCCCUGCUUAAAUUUUACCUCUUUCCAUCUUUCCCCACCAUCAUUCCUAGUUCUGCCCUCUGGGGCAAAGCAGAAACAAUCCUCCCCUGCAGAAGCACCAAGAUUAUUUGCUUUGGGCUGACUUGCAGCAUUAAAAGCACUUCUUUUCAUAUGUGGUAACCCUUGAGAAUUUCAGCUGACAGAUUAAAAUAUCUUGGGAUGAAUGGGAAAGCAAGUUUGUCACUUCCUCUCUUGAAAUCUAGACUCAUUUCUGAAAGGUCCAAGGCUCAGGACUGCCUCUACAUGGUGGAAUCCAUUCCACAUCCAUGUUGGUCAAGUUCAACUUUCCCUAUGACUAUCAGAGAGGAACCCAAGAUUUAUUACCAAGGUCAACUGUGAGAUCCAUGUUUUUGAUGGUGUUCCCCAUACCCUUAAACACAGUCAACAUGCUUCCUGGAGAUGAAUGACUGGUGGCAUGUUUGGGGAAGUAAAGGCCAACUGUAAAGGAAAUACAAUGGUUUUUUAAAAGGCAAAAUUCAGUUUUUUAUUUAUAUUUGACACUUCAUCUAACUCUGUGCCAAUGAUGACACUCUAUUAAUAUUCCAUGAUUCUGGAACAUAGCAUAUUUAUGUGGAAAAACUAAACCUUUUCCUCCUAUAAAGUCUUAACUCUAACACUGCUCCCCUAAAGGGAUCCAGGCUGGGAUGGGCCUGGGCAUUCCUAGCAUUGUUCUGAGGGAUAGAAAAGCUGGUAGUAUUUUUUUGGGGAUGCCAAUGUCUUCCCCCCUCCCCAGUCUUCCUAGUGCAGCAUCUGUAACCAUGAUGAUGUUUUUUAAAUCUAUUCUAGUCUAGAGAAAGGUAGUGUGGAUCUCUGCAAUGUAAAAUACUUUGAAGAAGAUAGCUUUUUUUUUCUUUUUCAAAUAUCUGACUGUGUAUUUGUAAUUUGUAAAGGCAAAACAAACAAACAAAAACAGUGCCAAAAAUGCACCAGGCAUGUCAUUUCAGUUCAUAUAUAUAUAUCUGUUUUUAUAACGACGAUACUAAAAGCAUGAGGAUGAAAUGUUUUGGGAUAUGAUACUUCCUUGGAGGAAUUUGAGAACUGAGGAGACCUUCCUACAAACCAUACCAUGUGUGUAAACAGUCGAAGCUGAGUUUACAAAGAUUGGAGUUUCAGAAAAAAAAUGUUGAUUCCAUCGUAUCUGUCACCAGAUCUCCAUUGCUUAAAAACUUGCCUGCUUAGCACUCCCCACUUUGAGUUCAUGUUGAAUCAACACCUUGGCAUGCCCCCCCAUAACCCCGAACUAUACCUGUGAUUUCACUGGCAAUAAGCAGCUCCCAAUUAGGAAAUUCCCUCUCCCAUUAGGGAUCACCUACUACGCCUUAGAGUAUUGCUUGAGGCAGAGGAAGGUUAAGAGACUUGCCCAGGAUCACACAGCCAUUAGGGGUCACCAACAGAACAUGAACCUUCAUCUUCCCAACUCCAAGGUGAUCUCUCCAUCCACUGUGCUGUGUUACCACACAACAUAAGUAUGCUGAUAGAUACUAGAUGGCUACUAGUAUGAUGCCCUGGAAAGAGCCCUGUAUUUGAGGUUAGAGGAGUUAGAUCUGAAUACAUGACACUGGACAAGUCACUUCCUGUCUCUGGGUCUCAGUUCUCUCAUCUGUAAAAUGGUGAGAGGUUGGACUCAGUGUUCUCUAAGGUCCCUUCCGUCUCUAAAUCAAUGAUCCUAUGACAUUAGUUUACAUAUGUAUCUAUCUAUUCCUGGACAGCUCCUAAAGGUGAUAAGUUGCAGAGCAGUUGCCUCUCUGCAUUAGCUAAAGUUCCUCACUGGGAAUUCCCUACACUGAUGAACUCAUAUAAGUUUAUCUAUAGGUAUAUGUCUACACUUGCUACAAAUAUUAGUUCUUUUGUGUUAGCCUAAGGCAAAGUCCAGAUGAUCUUUUGAAUGGCUUUGGACACCUUCUAACAAACUGAAAGACCCAUGUUGCUGAGUAAUCAGGAUGGCCUGUGGAAUGCUAUGGCUGAAGUUUGCAGAGAACUGUCUCAGUCCUUCCUGGAGGCCACUCCGCAGGACACAAUGUCUCUUUCCCAGAAAGAACAGAUUGGCUGGAGAUGAGUGGCUCCCAGUAUCUCAUGGUGGACAAUAUCUUCUCAGGAAUGACUGAGCCAGGUUUUGCCCCAUGGAUUUUCAUCUUCCUUUUCUUCUCCAAAUGAAUGUGCUCUAGAUUCUUAAAUCCAGAUUUGGGCCUCUAGAAUUGGUACCUUAGAACUUUAAAAUGAUGAGACUGGGCCAUUGUUUCCACAUCUGUUAAGUGAGGAUGCAGGACUAAGAUCCUACGAGUGUCAGAUCUCUAUCAGUCAUUUCCCACACUAUCUUUUCCAAAAAGUCCUGAAUAAAAUUACAGUAUUCUCUCUUCCUUUUUCCUUUUUUUUACUUUUUGAGGCAGUGGUGGAAAGAGCAUUGGAUUUGGAGUCAGAAGCUAUAGCUAUGCUACUUAUUACCUGUGGGGCCUUGGGCAAGUCAUUUAACAUCUCUUGACAUCAGAUUCCCAUCUGUAAAAUAUUGGUGUUGGACUAUCUGAUUUCUGGGGUCCCUUCUAGCUAUAAGUCUGUGAUCCCUGAAUUGCUCCCAUUCUCCUGUUUGUAAAUGUCAGCUCCAGUAACAUAAAUGAAGUUCAGUGAGUCAUAUGGGUCAUCUUUGUCAUGUUACAUCAUGGAUCAUGGCAUACCGGCAUAUCCCAGGGCUCUCUGAUCUGUGAUUUGGUAGCCAAUUGGCCCCUCAAGGGUAUGAGGUGUGCCAUAACUGGGCUACAAGACUCAAUGUGAUUCUAGGGCCAUCUGAAAGUGAAAAUGUGGACAAGAUGGAUCUGAGAGAAUUGCUAUGAUCCAGAGACACCUCCUCAUCAUACCCUAGAAAAUGCAGAGGAAUAGCUAAACAGACAGGUUUGUUCUGAGGCCCAGACUCAUGAGGUAGGGCAGGGGAGAGAUUCCCUGUUCCCUCAGAAUACCACGUUGAGUGGUGGCACUUUCUUUUACCUGCCUGAGUUAUUUCCAGAGGUCAAUCAAUCAAAUAUUUUUGUUUCCCUACCAUGUGCCCAGUACUAAGCUGUCGAUAUGCAAUUUUAUCACCCAGACCACACCCAGAGAUGACCCAGAACUUAACAAAUAUCAUGGAAUCACAGAAUGUCAGAGUUGACAGGAACAUCAGAGGCCAUCUCAUCCCAUCUUUACCUCUACAAUGUUGUUGUUGUUGUUGAUCCUUCAUUCUUGAAGAGGACCAGCAACAUUAUGAGGAUGAUGUCUUAUGAGUUGGAUUCAAGUGAGGCAGAGGUGGCCACACACUCUCCUCCAGAGUCAUCCAAGUCCAGUGGCAAAAAAGUCAAGAUGACUAGUGAUGGCUUGGGACACAAUGUAUAACCUUGGCCUUUCUAAGUUAAGGUCUUUCCCAGGCCUCAGUUUGUCUGAAGCAAUGCCCAUUCAAUGCCUAAGGGCUAGAUAAGAAUUGAGACAAGAAAUGGCCUAACUUAACAUCACAAAAGCAUCAGUCUAUUGAAGGGGGUGGGGGUGGGAGCAACCUUUCUUAGAAGAAUCCCAACUCUAUCUUCUAGGCUGAUUCUUAGUACAAACUGAAACUACUUGAACCAAAACUUCCCUAAUCAAUAAGAUGAGUAACAUACCAAUUUGAACAAUUGUACCACCACCACCAAGAUCAACCAAGCUGUUUCAUAGCAGCAAUAAUACUCAAAUGGCACUAUGAUCUCAUUGAUUCAAGAGCUCCCUUAGAUGAUACUACUAAUAAAAGAUCUUUUAACCUCACCAGUCUAGUUCCAAUACUUGUUGCUUGAAAAAUGCUCAGGCUGCAGUUGGCAAUUUCCCCAGGUCAAACAAUACAAUAAUCAAUAUCAUCUUUUUUUUGGGGGGGGGGGUGGCAAUGAGGGUUAAGUGACUUGCUCAGGCUCACACAGCUAGUAAGUGUCAAGUGUCUGAGGUCAAAUUUGAACUCAGGUCCUCCUGAAUCCAGGGCCAGUGCUCUAUCCACUGUGCCACAUAGCUGCCCCACCCCCAAUAUCAUCUUUUAUAGAAAUCUAUUCACUCCUUGAGACAAUGAGGUCCUGGCUUCUGAUCUUGUUGACUGACUGAAUUCUGCAUGGUCAUAUUGUCACAGCUUAAACCUGCUGUCUGAUGAGGAAGAGGUUACAGAAUUACAGAAUGCCAAAGUUGGAAUAACCUCAAAAAGCAACUAUCUCAAUCCAAACCUUCAAAAUCUUCCCCCCAAAUAUAUGCAUAACUUAUCUGAUAGUCAUCCUGACAGCCUCUUCUUUGAAGACCUCCAAUGAGGGGGGACCUACUACCUCGUAAGGCAGCUCAUUCCACUUUUGGAAAGCUGUGCUUGAAGGGAAGUGUUUUCUUAAUCAAAUGCUCCAAGGAAUCUGUGAUUUUAUGAAUGUGGGUAUUCCCUCCAGUGACACAGAUCACAACCAUCCAUGCCUUCUCAUCCUAGGUGACUCUUGUCCAUGUCCUCCCAUGGGUUUGUCACAAGGGCUCCACCCAACAUUCCAGAAAACCUACCUCCCUUUCUCUUAACAACAUGAAGUUUUCCUUUUGUUGAGCCUAAAUGUGCCUCUUUGUGACAUCCACCCAGUAAGAUCAUCUGGAGAAGACAUCUUUAGGAUGCAAAAUGAAGCCAAUAGAAAUAGGAUUGAAGAACUGAACUUAGACCCUUAAGUGUUCCCCCCAACUUAAAUGAAGGAUGUGAGGGUCAUGAAAAGCUGGGGAGGAGGAAAGUUGGCAAUUUUAUAGACUCCAUCCCAUUCUAAGUUUCAGAAAAUAACCUGCUAAAGAAUGAAUCCACCUUUAUCUGUAAGUCACAUCUCUUGCCUAGGGGUCAUACAAAAGGACCAAUGGAAUAAUAGUGAAGAAAUCAUAGCCAAUGCAAAUUCUCAUGGCUCCAAAUCUCUCCAUUUGGGAAGGGAGAAUGUGUCCUGUGCCACCAUUUUUCUUAUGACUCAGUUUGUGACUUUUUAUAAGUGGUUUGUAUGUAGUAUAGGGGUUUCACAGCAGCCUGAUUAUAUAAACUGCUUCCUAUUUUGUUCCUGAAGUUAGGAGUUUUCUCCUUCACAUGAACUAGAACUGAUUUGUAGAGCAACAGAAAUGUCUAUUUUCAUGCAGCUUUUUUUUUCCUGAACGUAAACUACAGUUUCCUAUUUGCUUUUUAAAUUGUCAUACAACUUGAAUCUUUCAUCUCAAUACAGAUGAACUGACUGCCUGCAGCAAAGCUUUUCCAACCUUGGUUCCCAUCCUUGAAAAUUAGAGUAGAGCUCAUUCCCUGGCGCUCUCCAUGGUAUUGAACCCCCUGAGUGCAAUAAAUCUCUCAUUUUUCAUCACA
Dromiciops gliroides (monito del monte) is the source of this 11321-nucleotide messenger RNA. RefSeq names its product seizure related 6 homolog like (gene SEZ6L). The transcript has 17 exons. Bases 475 to 3540 code for a protein of 1021 amino acids. Lineage: Eukaryota; Metazoa; Chordata; Mammalia; Microbiotheria; Microbiotheriidae. Gene Ontology annotation, cellular component: endoplasmic reticulum; neuronal cell body. Gene Ontology annotation, biological process: synapse maturation. The record is from RefSeq and is a predicted model, not a curated record.